AUGACGACACCGCAAAAGCCAAGCGUUCGUCAGGAGAGGGCCCAGGGGGAGAGUCCUCACGUCCUCACGUACUUUAUACAGGGCUGUAAUAUAGUUCAAAUCAUGUCUCCUUCUUCGUCUGCUCCAGCUCCUUGCUCUCCUCCUCCUCCUACUCCUACUCCUGCUGGAGACUCAUCCUCCUCUCGCCUCUGUUCCGAAAACUUCACCUGUUCAUCGCCAUCAUCAUUAUCACUACCAAGGUCCUCCCGCCGGGAACGACGAAGGAGAGGAGGAGGAAAGAGGGCCAAAAGAAGAAGAAGAAACGGAGAGGCCCUCCGGAGAAAUGCCUCCUGCAGGGGGGGAAGGAGGAGGAGGGGACGUCAAUAUACUAGUAGCACUCACUUUAGUAGUAGUUCCUCGAGUCAGAGUUGGUUCCUGCUGACGUUACUGUGCCUCCUGCUGGCGGGAGGCGCCCAGGGCAGCGAGCUACCUGACAGGGAAUGUUGUGACAGUGUCCCACCCCCGCCGCCAAACUACCACCACGCUACCUCUACGACAACCACUACCACCACUCCCACGCCAAAGACAGAGUUCAACGCCUCCAUCUCGAUAACGAGCCACACUGCGGGCGGAGUGAUGAACUGCAUAGAGGCCCGGAGUCAAUGCAUCAACGACAGGGAAUGUAAGGAUGUCCUCAUGAUGCUCCACAAGGUUUGCGGACCAGAACUAGUGGCCUGUUCAUCCACGACGCCGAGCAAGUGCCAGAUGCUGCUGAGGACGCUGCGAGACUUCGACUACCUGACCUCUUGCAAGUGUAACGAGCCGCACAUGGACUUCGCUUGCCACAGCUUCCGCGAGACGAUCUUCAGCCACCCGUGCGGCCUCGUCGAAUCUGACGGUAAUCCUAGGCUAGCGCCAUUUGCGUCCCUGUAUGGCAGAGAUUACCCGGAGUACACCCAUCCGUUGAUGCCGAACUGCAACGAUGCAUACCAGAGUUGCAAAGACAAGGGCUCCUGUCUGAAGGCCUACGUCGAGUUCGCCAACGUCUGCCCCUUCAAUGGGAUCACCUGUAUCGCACAAGACAGUGAGAAAUGCAUGGAAAGCUGGAACAAGAUCCGUCAGAGUCCACUCUUCGGGUGCGUCUGCACCUCCCAGUCGAUGAGGUCCUUAGCCUCCAGACAGUACUCCAUAGAAACGUCCCACUCGUACAGCAUCCUGAGGAAGGGCGACGCCGAGCAGGAGUCCUGCAUGGAGACCUACAACAGGACCCACGAAAAUCCAUGUCUUGAAAUCCCCUCUCCACCACUUAGAGUUGACUUUAUCAGUCCCUUGUACAGACCUCUGGACUUCUUCUACCGCCCGCUGGACCUGUCGAAUGUCCUGGGAUACCCAGUCCCUAACCGGGACGACGUGCGAACAUUUUUACCAAUGGCACCCUGGGGACACAUCCUGUGGGAUGGGCCCUCCGCUGCCAACCCGGGUGAUAAAAUCGGUCAGCAUGACAUCAGCAAAGCCACUCAAGUCGAAGUGAUCCAGGCGACGUGUCACGUGGCUCUGGAGAAGUGUCAGAACGACGAGGAGUGCCGCCCUCUCCUCGAUGGCGUCAUGGUCUGGUGUGAGCAUGCGCACUGCGAGCCUGACCGCUGUCGCUCCGCCCUCCAGGACUUCUAUGACCGGGUCAACAUCAUGCGCACGCUGCAAGUGGCUUUCUGCGUGUGCAGACAAAACGACCCAAAUGGAGAAUGUCUGACGGCGAUGAGGAAGCUCCACCCGACCUGCGCCGAGAGGCACUCAGGUCGCGACCCUAUGAAGUGCCACAAAAUUGCAGAGCAGUGUCGCAAGAGCCCCGUAUGCAGAGAGAAACUCCGCGAGUACGAGCAGAAGUGUGCAGCAGACGCCAUGACCGGGAGAUGUGCCGAUACCCACCGCAGCUGCCAGAAGGCCGUCAUGAACAUCCUCGGGACAGAGCUUCACGCCACCUGCGUCUGCAAGGGGACAGAUUUCUUGAACCAGCACGACUGUUACACUUGGCAAAAGCUCCUUUGGUCCAACCCGUGUGUCAUCGAGUCGCACCUGAUGCUUCACAAGGAGAUCAGCCAGGGCUCCACCGAGAGCUUAGACGAAGUGUUCCGCAGACCGCAGAUUCGGACGACCCCGCCGCCACCUCGCAUCCCGUACAUUAACCCUACGCCAGAGGAAGAGGAAAACCUGCCCCAACCUCCGGGCGGUUACGGGGUCGUACACGAAAUAAGCCCAGAGAACAUGGGCCCUCGGCCCUCUAGCACGUAUGGCCAAGAGCUUCCGAACGUCUGGGGACCUCCUCAUCGGCCCGGCCUGACUGUGGGCGAGGGGGCUGGAGGAAGGAGAGACAGGAUUGGAAGUAUUCCCUUCGGAAGGGGCAACGGCGACCUCCCGGGCGAAAGCGAGCGAUUUCCUCUCGACAGAGAUGUGUAUGUCAUUGAGGACACGGGUCGGGGUCAAGGAACCAUAACUUUGGGGAGAGACAACGGCGGCGCCGCGGGGAGGAUACCCCCCAACCGAGGAUUCCCUCACGAGUCCCUACCUCCUGGAUCCAGAUGGCAUAACGGUCGCAACCGAGGGAGCGGUCUGAACGUUGGGGGUCACAACGGGCGGUUUGGCGGAGAACACGAGGAAACCGGAAGCACCUGGGGAUCUCGGGUCCCCAACGGUGGCGUCAGUGUCGGAGGAGGAGGAGGAGGAGGAGGAGGAGGGGGGAGAAGCGGAGGUCGUUACGACCCCAAUCACGCGGUGAAUGGCUACGGGAGAGAUCGCGGAGGCGCCGGCCACCGGGGCACGCCCAUUCACAUCGCGCCGACGGACAAGGGCAGCAGCUGGGGCAAACUGGGCUCCAACGGGAGGACGGGCAGCACCUGGAGAAAUCGCGGUUACGCAAUGCCGCCCUUACCGGACCUUCCAGAUAAAGACGACUUCCCAACGACCCUACCCCCAGUGGGGCCACAUCCCGUCGGAGGCGGUCUCACUCCGACGCCCGCGGUCAUGCCAGCGCCCACUCCGUAUCUGACUACGACGACUGAUGUUCCAACCACCACCAGGCCUCGAAGAACUUGUUCCAUUAAGAACGUGAAGAAUGAACAAAUGAUGAACUUGGAAAUUCCAGAAGGCAGUCGCAGAAGGAUAUACAACACGUCUGACUGCUCGGCCCUGUGUGAGUGUCGGAUUCCCAACGGGGCGGCGAAGCCCGAGGCUAUUUGCACGACCCUGCGUUGCAUGGAGAACAAAUCUUGCAACACGGAGAGUGCCAAGUACCCUCACAGUGCCCCGUACUACCUUGCCCACAGAGGAGCCUGCGAUUGCUACGACGGGAAUUUCAUUUGCCAGAAGCCUGACCCAGAUGAUUAUGCACCGCUCGGCCCAGGAGUCUACAUGUUCUUGGGCUACAGCAAAGGAGAGAUGGAGAUCCUGAAACCGGUCACCAGCAAGAACGAGCUGGACGCACUCAGCCAGAUGGAAGCGAUACUCGUCAAACAAUACAGAUUCAACUGCACUUUGUCUCUCAAGAACCACAUUGGGGAGAACGUAAUAGCCAUAGCCAAGUUGGAUGUGGAUCCGGAGAUAUUCAUGAACGCUUUCAUCAGGCAAAGAAGGGAAAAGGAGGAAUGCGCCGGGCCGCUGCAGGCCCUCGCCGAGAAGAUCAACAUGAGGCCCCGCCAUUCGGACAUCCUGACGGAUGCUCACCUGUCGAUGUUCAUCCUGGCCCAGGUGGAGGUGAACUUCCCUGAGGCUCAGACGUCCUACGCUUCGGCCUCCGGCCACCUACGUCCAGACGUCGCCAUGACCUACCUGAUGUCGCUCCUCGCCCUCCUCCUCCUCCUGCUCCUCCAGCGCCGAUGCCUGGAGGCCGCCGCCAACGCCACGCCCCUCGGAGCCUACGCGACCUGAUGCUGCUAUUCGACGCGGCAGAAGGACACAGAUUAAGACAACAUCCUGAUGAGAGACAUUUAAGGAAAAAAAAAAAGAAAUGAGAGAGUUAUAAGUGGAUGAAUAUAUAAAGUAUAUAAUAUAUAUAUAUAUAUUUCUUCAACGUUUCGCGUGAGACGCACAAACCUGUCCCGGACUCUAUAUAUACAAAUGAAUGAACAGUUGUUGAUCUUUCCCGAUCGGAUGAACGACUCCAGACAGAACGGACUUUGAAAUCCCACGCCCUAUAGUCAGACAGUCUUUUCAAAUCAUAGUAUUUUUGAUAAGUUCUCUAGAAAGAAAAAAAAUAAACAAAACAUAUUAGCAUGUAGUAAAAUGUGACAAUGUAUAAUAGUAUUUAACUUCAUUUAAACAAACGCUAUAUUUUUACAUCACUUCGUCUGUUCCACAAGUGCUUUUGACUGAAAAGAAGAGAGAGGAAAAGGUAGAAAAGAAUACAAUAAACAGUGCGAAGUGAGAAAAGAACGAAGAGCAGGUGUCAGCGAGUAACUGUGGCUUUGCAGUUAAUGUUGUCACGCGUGAAUUGAAAGGAAGAAGACAGGGUGCCAAAGAAAUCUUAAAAGAGUUCCGCCAUCACGGUGGACGAUGCAAGUGGUCGCAAAAGGAAGGUUCGUUACCCGAGGGAAAAUGAAAGCCGAUGAUGAUGAUAUUCGGAGAAAAAAAUCUCUAGAAAGAUUCCCUGAAAGAUGAAGAAUAUAUAAAAGGUCUGAGGCAAAUGAAUAGUGAAUAUUCGGACCUUUUGCGGUCGAAUGAAAAUGUUUAGUAUUUUGCAAUUUGAUUAUUUCCUUUGGUGGAAGGGAGAGAGAGAAAAUCGUCGCCU
Messenger RNA from Macrobrachium nipponense, 4759 nucleotides. RefSeq lists its product as uncharacterized. Gene Ontology annotation, biological process: nervous system development. Bases 1 to 3900 code for a protein of 1299 amino acids. NCBI's taxonomy places the organism in Eukaryota, Metazoa, Arthropoda, Malacostraca, Decapoda, Palaemonidae. The transcript is spliced from 16 exons. Gene Ontology annotation, cellular component: external side of plasma membrane; signaling receptor complex. Gene Ontology annotation, molecular function: signaling receptor activity. The record is from RefSeq and is a predicted model, not a curated record.